Molecule: messenger RNA, 5540 nt
Organism: Lytechinus pictus (painted urchin)
Lineage: Eukaryota; Metazoa; Echinodermata; Echinoidea; Temnopleuroida; Toxopneustidae
Product: beta-arrestin-1-like
Exons: 12
Coding region: 1-1272 (423 amino acids)
Biological process (GO): G protein-coupled receptor internalization; signal transduction
Cellular component (GO): cytoplasm
Molecular function (GO): G protein-coupled receptor binding
Source: RefSeq, a predicted model, not a curated record
AUGUCAGCAGGGUCUAAAGGCAAAAGUGGAACAAGAGUAUUCAAGAAAUCGAGUGCUAAUGGAAAAAUUACAACGUAUCUCGGGAAGCGAGAUUAUGUGGACCAUAAAACACACAUCGAUCCUAUUGAUGGCGUCGUCUUACUGGAUCCUGACUACCUUAAGGACCGGAAGGUCUUCGCUCGACUGGUUGCCAUCUUUCGGUAUGGCCGGGAGGAGCUGGACGUCCUAGGUCUGAAAUUUCGCAAAGAACUGUUCCUAUCGCAGCGACAAAUCUACCCACCAUUACCAGAGAAUGAACGACCUUUGACCCGGCUACAGACUAGUCUUACCAAGAAACUGGGCGACAAGGCCUAUCCAUUCGUCUUCGAGCUGACAAAGAAUUCUCCUUUCUCAGUUUGCCUUCAACCAGCCCAGUCUGACAUAGACAGGAAGCCUUGUGGGGUCGAGUACUCACUCCAUACUUUCAUUGGCGAUCAUAUAAAUGAGGUUCCAAGCAAGCGACGAUCAGUAGAGCUAGCUGUACGCAAGGUCUCCUAUGCUCCUAGACGAAAGGGUGUACAACCGAGUGCAGAGGUUUUCAAAGAGUUCCUGUUCAGCAAAGCGCCUCUACGGCUUGAAGCAACCUUAGAUAAGGAUGUUUAUCAUCACGGAGAAACCAUAUCGGUCAAUGUCCACGUUUCAAACCAGUCGUCAAAAACUGUCAAGAGGGUAACAGUGACCGUGUUUCAGUUUGCAGACAUUCAGCUCUUUGAGACAGGGUCUUUCAAAAGUGAUGUUGCCAAAUACGAGGCCACAAGCGAAAGUGACGGAAUGCCAGUCAGACAGAAUCAAGUUCUGACCAAGGUGUUCAAGGUCAAACCUGUGCUGGAGAAUAACAAAAAUCUGGAAAAGCGAGGCCUGGCCCUGGACGGCAAACUGAAACACGAAGACACAAAUCUUGCAUCAUCAACGAGUGACCGAAGUGACGUAUUAAGUGAUGAGGAGCUGGGUAUCACUGUGAAAUACAAGGUGGAAGUCAAAGUUGAAUUAACAGAAAUCUUAUCAUCUUCUCUAUCUGUGGAAUUGCCGUUUGUCCUCUCACAACCACCACCACCCGCACCAGAACCAGUUAUGAAACCCGAAUCAGGCAAUGAACAAGAAGUCCUUGAUCCGAAUCUCAUCAAAUUUGAUACAUCAGGAGCUGCCCCCAUGUACACUGAUGAGGAUUUGCUGUUUGAAGACUUUACUCGUAUGUGUGUGAAAGGAACAGAAGGCCAGGGCACAGAAACAUAGGCAUAUAAAGGGUCCAAAUCACAUUUGAAAAUUAUUCUGGUUUAAUCCUUUGGCUAUGAUGAGGAUAUUGAUGAGAAAUCGUGAAAGCUAAAGGCGAUUUAAAAACCAAGGCUCUCUUUCAAACAACGAAUUUACAAAUGCAAAGAUAUUUAGUGUUUUAAUAUGGUGAUAUUAGAAUAAUAUUGCCAUUAAUCAGAGUUGAUUAGAAGUGUUACUAGCCUAUAUAUGCUAUACUUUAAAGAAUGAAAAUAAAUUUGCUCAUCAUCUUUUUUGAAAAUUUUGUCUUCAAUUUAAAGGUAACUUUUUUUCACCGACAAUGGCCCUUAUUGAUUACAUUAGAUUAGCAUUUCACUCAAACUUUCCAAAAUUUCUUCUUCUUUUUUCCCCUUUGUUUUCACCCCUCCCCUAUAUCGUUGACAAAAUCAUAAACUUCGAUCUUUUUACCUUAUGUUGUUAACAUGGUUGAUAUUUAUUAUUAGUAUGAGCUAUUAGUUUCAAUAUUUGUUAUUGUCAUCAAGAACAAAUAAUUUACUUUGAUGGCAGGCGAGUAUAAUCAUUUGCUAUUAAAGAAACGUUGGAAUUCUUUUUAUCAUGCAUCCGGGUGCCUUAGCAAAUGGUGACGUCAUCAACGAUCAAGGUCACGGCCCGCAUAGAAUGACUUGACGUAGGUCACAAUGCAAGGCAGUUGAAGAAGAAAUUAUUUAUAUUUAUGUACAUAAGAUAACGAACAUUUUACUGUUUUAAUAUUUAUAUUCAAGAGAGAUAUGGCAAUAGAGUUGUUCACAUAGUCAACAAGGUAGUCCGUGUUUGACUGAAUGGAAAACGGAUAUAAAAAGUGUGCAUUGAUUUAUCCACCUUUAAAUCUUGAACUGUAAAAAACCCUAUUUAAAGUUUCAAGCACGUUGUGUAAGCCUAUCACUCUAACAAUUUGUUUAAAAUUGAAAAUAAUUGUUUAAACCUUUUUAGCAAUUAUUUAAACCUUUUUUCAAUUGUUUUAACCUUUUAGACAACUUGUUUAAAUGUUAAACAACGCCUUUAAAAUUUUAAUCAAUAGUUGUUUGAGUUACUGGCUUAAACAACUCGCUUUAAGUUUUAAACAACGUUUUACAGUGUGGGUUGGUUUUGUUUUGUGUAACUGUACAUAGCGUAAGCCUCGUAUUCAAACAUUCACGUGAAUAAAAUAUCCGGAAGUGAUAUUAGUAUUUCACAUUUUAAUGUUUGUCGAAAGAAAUUAGAUGAAAGAAAUUCAGCAUAUCUGUAACAUUCUAUAAGAUAAUCACAUACAGAAGCGAGCUAUGGCAUAUUUUUGAACAAUUAUUCUGAACGUAUUUUAUUAUAGCUGAAUUAUUAUAAAAAGAUGCAGGGCAUCUACCUUUAGGACCUCCCAUUUAUUGAGGGAUAUUUUCUUACACAACGCUUUUAGAUUUUAAGGUAUGUCGAGAGAAAAUCGAUGAAAGCAAUUUAGCAUACCGUAUACGACAUUUUCUACAAGAUAUUCGCAUGCUUUGAUUGAUUGAACAAGUUAGAUGUGGUGUACUAAUAAUUCCGAAAUCAACUGAUGCAGGGCAUCUAUUUUGAAUAAUUAUUGAUGACGUAAAAUAAUUGUUUCUACUAUAUGCUGGGAAAAGUUUUGUUCCCAGGUUUGAGUGCAAUAAUUAUAAUUAAGGUGCAAAUAUCUUAAAUUCAGUGGCGUAAUGUGCCAAAAAAUUUCAGGGGGCUAGAUAUGGCAAAUCACGUAAAAUUUAUAGAAAGCUGCGAGCGAGCAAAAAUGUUGACAUUUUUAUUUUAAAAAUCGUAUUUUGUGAUAGAUUUCCGACGACGUAAUAUUCGGAAAAUGUUAUCAUCUUUCAACAUUCUCUCUUUCCCUUUCUUUUCUUUUUUUCUUGGCCGUGAAAGCCUCCCCCCCCCCCUAUCUGUACGCCAGUGCUUAAAUUGAUGAACAAAACACAGGUCAACAAACCAGUUCUUAGCCAUUCUCCACCCCGUAACACAAAGCUUAGCAAUGAUUGUAGAACAUUUUUCUACGAUUGAUUCCAUUGACUACAAUGCACAAUCAAUCGUGAAAAUCAAGUGUAAGAUUGAUCGCUAAUCUUUGUGUUACGGGCCCCAGGUGUUGAAGAGCGCUCUGUAUUGAAUAUUCAUGCGGUCUCGGUUGAAUGAUCAUGUGCGCAUGCGUCAUGGCCAAAAAAGGUUGUUGGAAUUUAAAAGUUUGCUACCCACAAAGAGGGUACUAAAGGCUUUUAUAUGACAUGUAGUGUGGUUAACAAUCGAAUUUGGAAACUCUUUUGGUAUGCUCCCACAGAGAUAAGAUAAGCCAGGUUCCCCCAAACCAGGAUAACACAUAAAAGCGGAAAAUUGUUUUUUGUUAUUCCAGAGAGUAAAACUAAUGACGAGCUAUCAUGAUCCGGGGCCCGUAACAUAAAGCUCAGCAAUGAUCGUAGAACAUUUUUCUACGAUUGAUUCCAUUGACUACAAUGUACAAUCAAUCGUAAAAAUCAAGCGUGCGAUUAUUAAUCGCUAACCUUUGUGUUACGUGACCCAGGAAGAUUAAAAUCUUAAUUUAGAAAGGCGCCGUUGCUUUUAAUCUAGUUUGCAUACUGUACAUACCAGGCAGGCUUGUGGUAAGCUAACAAGUUUUCAUAACAAUUUAAUCGGUCUAGAAAUAUCUGUAUAAAAUUUGAAUGCAUUUCUUGAUCUAUCCAAUAAUCAUUUUCAAAAGAUAUUUUGUCUUUUGACAGGAUCUUCACUGGAACUGAGUAAGAUUUUAACUUAGUUUUGAUAAAUGUAGCAGCAGGCGUCUUCACUAAUAUUUCCUCAUACACUAUUCGAAUGAUAUGGAGUUCAUCGAGCUAACAAUAUGCUCAUCCUUAUAACUAUUUAGGGGCGAAGUACCACGCCUGUUUAAUCAAAAUAGUUUUUAACAGCUUGGUAAAUCAAAAAUUUUGUAAUUUGCAGUACAACGUUUCUCUUUUUAUAUUCUUAUUAAACGAUCUUUAAUGAUUCAUUAAAUUUUAAGGUUUUGGGGUAAAGAGUUUGAAUUAAAAAAAAACGUUGCAUGUGCUCGAUGUUUCUCCAUAAUGCGAAAAAAAAUAACCGGAUACGUAUACAUUCUAAGUAUUUAUAUAGUACGUCUUAAUUUAAAUUCCAUAAUGACUUUACAAUGUUUUCACCUAUUUUGAAGUGGUUAAAUUCCUGUAAAUUUUGUUUAUACAAAAUAAAUAGUCUUUUAGCAACAUAGAAACUGGUUCUUCGAGGGGGGGGGGGGUAAAAAAGAGUAAAAUAAUAAUUAUGUAUAUUUUUGUAGACCAUUCCUCAUGUCAAUGAAUAACGUAUGGGCCCUGUUCCACAAAACUUGUCGUCAUUGACAAUAUAACAAAUCUGCUCUCGGCCAAUCACAAUGUAAGUGACGUACAGUUAUCUACUUGAAUGUAAAUGACAACAAGAUUUAUGGAGCGGGGGCACACUUUACAGGGGUACCAUAAACAAAUAAACUGGAGAUGUCAUCUGUGCAUGAGUAUAGAGACCAGUUUUAUGAAGAAUUGCGAUUGAUUUAUACCAAAAUCAUCUCCAAAUUUGUUCUUAACUGCAAAAGAGAUAGGAGUUAAAAACAAAGUCGAAGAUGUGAUGGAUCUGGAUCCAUCACAUUUUUAUGUGAGAGUGGCCAAGGUCAAUUGGUUUAAAGAGGAAAUUGUUGAUACUACCUUAUGAAAGUUACGUAAUCUUAGUUCGACAAAAAAAUCCAUUAAAGAAUAUAAAUGGAAGUAUCCUCUGCAAGGAGCUCUUCGCGUUAGAUGUGGUUUAUCUGAAAUGUACUUGCUAAUCCAGUCAUUUCCAAAUUUUACGAGCACCUUGGAAACCAUUGUUAUAAAAGUGCAAUCUCAGAAAUAAUUUAAUAAGGGAAUACAGAAUUAUUUUAUUGUCAAACGUAAAAUAAUGAUAAUUUACUACAUGUAUUUGAUUGAAUCAAACUUUCUUAUUUUUCUAUUUGUUAAAUUUAAAUGAUACGUUACUUUUAAUUCUUCGCGUGCAAUGUCAUCUAUUAAGCUGAAACAAUUAAUCAUUCCUUUACAUCGAGGAUUAGUUGUAUAUUACGUCUACUUCGUACUGAGAGUGCAACGAAUGUUAAUCAUUUCACAUUUAUACAUGAUUGUAUAUGAAUAUAUCGCACUAAUUAUUGAGAGAUUUUAUCUUUUAUAUAGAUCAAGCAAAUUUUAGAUUCGCUUUUAUUGUGGCUGAUGUGUGAUUUAUUAAACGGUAAAAAUCUAGAA